Messenger RNA from Aspergillus puulaauensis, 2493 nucleotides. RefSeq names its product beta-glucosidase H. Gene Ontology annotation, biological process: glucan catabolic process. Bases 1 to 2493 code for a protein of 830 amino acids. The transcript has 3 exons. Gene Ontology annotation, molecular function: beta-glucosidase activity. The record is from RefSeq and is a predicted model, not a curated record. NCBI's taxonomy places the organism in Eukaryota, Fungi, Ascomycota, Eurotiomycetes, Eurotiales, Aspergillaceae.
AUGACUCGGACGUUCGAUAUAGACCAUGUUCUGGCGAACAUUAGCGACCAUGACAAGAUCGCGCUGCUUGCUGGAAUUGAUUUCUGGCACACACAUCCAAUCCCAGAGUACAAUGUCCCAUCGGUACGGGUAACAGACGGCCCGAAUGGGAUUCGAGGCACCAAGUUCUUCGCCGGUGUGCCUGCGGCUUGCCUUCCUUGCGGGACCGCCUUGGGAGCUGUUUGGGACCGAGAGCUACUGCGACGUGCUGGGGAGCUGCUCGGGGAUGAAUGUAUAGCCAAGGGCGCACAUUGCUGGCUGGGCCCGACUGUAAAUAUGCAAAGAUCACCGCUGGGUGGGCGUGGAUUCGAGUCCUUCUCAGAAGACCCGUACCUGGCGGGUGUUGCUGCGGCUUCGAUGAUCGUUGGAUGUGAGAGCAAGGGCAUUAUAGCUACAGUGAAGCACUUCGUGGGCAAUGACCAGGAGCACGAGCGACGGGCUGUCGAUGUGAUUGUGACUCCCCGGGCACUUCGCGAGAUAUACCUGCGUCCAUUCCAGAUUGUCGCGCGCGAUGCUAGUCCAGGUGCGCUUAUGACCUCGUAUAACAAGAUCAAUGGGAAGCAUGUGGUGGAGGACAAGAAGAUGUAUGACCUGAUCCGCAAAGAGUGGGAAUGGGACCCGUUGGUCAUGAGCGAUUGGUACGGGACUUAUACAACGAUUGACUCGACAAAUGCGGGACUGGACCUGGAGAUGCCUGGAGUAUCGAGGUAUAGGGGGAAGUAUAUCGAGUCUGCGAUACAGGCACGCCUUAUCAAGUCUUCCACUUUAGAUGCGCGAGCCCGCAAGGUAUUGGAGUUUGUCCAACGUGCAAGCCGGACCAAGGUCUCGGAGGUUGAGAAAGGUCGCGACUACCCAGAAGACCGCGCACUUAUGCGUACGCUCUGCUCGAAUAGCACGGUUCUGUUGAAGAACGAGGGAAACAUUCUCCCGCUCCCAAAGACAGUGAAGAAAAUUGCGCUCAUCGGGUCUCAUAUCAAGACACCGGCAAUAUCUGGUGGUGGUAGCGCGGCCUUGAAACCAUACCACCCCUCGAGCUUGUAUGAAGCAGUACAAGAGGCACUCCCCGGCGCCGAGAUUAUAUAUGAAACGGGUGCGCAUGCCCACAAAAUGCUCCCGGUGAUUGACCGUCUAUUGAGCAACGCCGUUAUCCACUUUUACAACGAGCCGGUGUCCAACCCAGCCCGCAAAUGCCUCGGAACGGAGCCCGUUCCUACUACUGCUUUUCAGUUCAUGGACUACAAACUUCCAGGGCUGAACAGGGAGCUUUUCUGGUCAACGUUGAUUGGUGACUUCAACUGUGACGCAUCUGGUGUAUGGGACUUUGGGUUGACCGUGUUUGGAACGGCAAAUCUGUAUAUCGAUGACGAGCUGAUCAUCGACAACACCACUAAGCAGACCAAGGGCACUGCCUUCUUCGGCAAGGGCACAAUCGAGGAGACUGGUUCAAAGUCCCUAGUUACUGGUCAAACAUACAAGAUUCGAAUAGAGUAUGGAAGUGCCAAUACGGCCACCCUGAAAACAACUGGGAUGGUGAAUUUCGGCGGCGGUGCUGCGAAUCUGGGGGCCUCCCUGCGCAUGGAUGCUGGAGAGAUGAUAAAUCGAGCUGUGAAGGCAGCAGGAGAGGCUGACUACACAAUUCUUUGCACCGGACUGAACGCGGAUUUCGAGUCUGAGGGGUUUGAUAGAACACAUAUGGACCUUCCUCCUGGCAUUGACGACAUGAUCUCGCGUGUCUUGGACGUGGCUGCGGACAAAACAGUUAUUGUCAACCAAUCUGGGACCCCCGUAACAAUGCCGUGGGUGGACCAGGCAAAUGCCAUUGUACAUGGGUGGUACGGAGGUAACGAAACAGGACACGGGAUUGCCGAUGUUCUAUUUGGCGAAGUGAAUCCUUCAGGUAAACUCUCACUGUCUUGGCCUAGGGAUGUCAGACACAACCCAGCGUACCUGAAUUACGCCAGCGUCGGCGGAAGGGUCCUAUACGGAGAGGAUGUAUAUGUCGGAUACCGAUUCUAUGAGAAGACUGGCCGUGAAGUUUUGUUUCCUUUCGGAUACGGACUGUCCUAUGCAACCUUUGAGGUAUCACCAGAAGCCUCAGUUUCCCCGGAUAAAUUCACACCGGAAACGCCUCCAACCGCAACGGUUCGGAUCAAGAACAUCAGUGAAGUAGCCGGUGCGCAGGUGCUGCAACUAUACGUGGGGGCCCCCAAUAGCCCGACACCGCGCCCACAGAAAGAACUGCAAGGUUUCGAAAAGGUGUUCCUGCAACCAGGCGAGGAGAAGGCAGUGCAUAUCAAGCUGGAUAAAUAUGCAACGAGUUUCUGGGAUGAGAUCGAAGAAAUGUGGAAAAGCGAGGCAGGGGUAUAUGAGGUGCUGAUUGGGACAUCGAGCGAAGACAUUGUUGCGCGUGGACAGUUCGAAGUCGGCCAGACACGAUAUUGGCGAGGCGUUUAG